UGCAAUCAGAUCUCACUCUCUGCUUCUUAGUGGCAAAAUUCACACUACGAACAAUGUCGCGUCGCUUCAUUCUCCUCAUCUCUCUCACCACUCUCCUCAUCUUCUCUAAACUCUCUCCCACUCUCUCCAAAACUCAAAACGACAAGGUUCAAGAUCCCGACGACGACGAAGAUCUCAGCUUCCUCGAGGAGGAAAAUGAUAAAAACGACGCCGUUCCUCACGACAAUCACUACCCCGAUUCUGACCAGUUCGAGGGAGAUGAGAUUGAUAGCGACCACUUUGAUAACUACUCUGAUUUUGACGAUUCCGAAUCCGAUCCAUAUAAGGUGCCUGAAAUUGACGACAAGGACGUCGUCGUAUUGAAGGAAGGGAAUUUCAGCGAUUUUAUUGAUAAUCAUAAGUUCGUUAUGGUGGAGUUUUACGCGCCGUGGUGUGGUCACUGUCAGGCGCUGGCUCCUGAGUAUGCGGCGGCAGCUACGGAAAUGAAGGGGGAGGAUGUGGUGUUGGCGAAAGUGGAUGCUACUGAAGAGAAUGAGUUGGCGCAGGAAUAUGAUGUUCAAGGGUUUCCUACUGUCUACUUCUUCAUUGAUGGAGUCCACAAGCCCUAUCCUGGGCAGAGGACCAAGGAUGGUAUUGUAACCUGGAUCAAGAAGAAAAUAGGACCUGGUAUAUACAACAUUACUACAUUGGAUGAUGCUGAAGGCGUUUUAACAUCUGAUAGUAAAGUUGUUCUGGGCUACCUCAAUUCUUUGGUGGGUCCUGAAAGUGAAGAGCUCGCUGCUGCAUCAAGACUAGAAGAUGAUGUCAAUUUCUACCAAACUGUAAAUCCUGAUGUGGCAAAGCUUUUCCAUUUUGACCCGAAAGUGAAACGCCCUGCUUUAGUCCUGAUUAAGAAGGAGGCUGAGAAACUGAGUUACUUUGAUGGCAACUUUUCCAAGUCGGAAAUAGUUGAGUUUGUGUUUGCUAACAAGCUUCCUUUGGUGACCCCUUUUACUAGAGAAACUGCCCCUUCAAUUUUUGAGAGUCCAAUUAAGAAACAGCUGUUGUUAUUUGCAACUUCAAAUGAUUCAGAGAAAAUUUUCCCCAUAUUUCAAGAAGCAGCUAAAUUGUUCAAGGGAAAGCUUAUCUUUGUAUAUGUUGAAUUGGACAAUGAAGAAGUUGGGAAGCCUGUUGCAGAUUAUUUUGGUGUCUCCGGAAAUGCUCCCACAGUUCUUGCUUACACAGGAAAUGAUGAUGGUAAGAAAUUUGUACUCAAUGGGGAAGUUAGCUUGGAUAAGAUAAAGACUUUUGGAGAGGAAUUUCUUGAAGACAAGCUUAAACCUUUCUUCAAGUCAGAUCCUGUUCCUGAAAAUAAUGAUGGUGAUGUCAAAAUAGUAGUUGGGAAUAACUUUGACGAAAUUGUGCUGGAUGAGUCUAAAGAUGUUCUCCUUGAGAUCUAUGCACCAUGGUGUGGACAUUGCCAAGCUUUAGAGCCAACAUACAACAAGCUUGCUAAACAUUUGCGGGGCAUUGAAUCUCUUGUUAUAGCCAAGAUGGAUGGAACAACAAAUGAGCAUCCUCGGGCGAAGGCUGACGGAUUCCCUACCAUUCUCUUCUUCCCUGCUGGAAACAAGAGCUUUGAUCCGCUUACUGUAGACACUGAUCGCACUGUGGUAGCAUUAUAUAAGUUCAUCAAGAAACAUGCAUCCAUCCCCGUCAAGCUUCAAAAGCCAGCUUCAACUCCAAAAUCUGAGAGUUCUGAUGCAAAAGGGAGUCAGGAGAGUAGCACCAAGGAUGUGAAGGAUGAAUUGUGAGGAACAGAAAAUUUUACAUACAUUGCUAAUUUAUGUAUCUUUUUAUAUCAUCAAGACAUCAACUAGGCUAAAUCAACAGUUUCAGAUGAAAAUUGUUUGACCAUAGAGGGAUAAUUAUGUCAAAGUUGAGGGAGAAAUAGUUUGAUCAUUUGAAUCCCCCAAAACACCCCACUAGAAAAGGGGAAAGAAAAAAGCCCUCAAAGUAAGAAAGGGAAGCAAGGGACAUAUAUUAGCUUUCAAGUUUUGUUAGAAUAUUCUCGUAAAAGAGUUCUAAUAAAAAGGCUUUGUCCUCAUUUUCCAUUUUCUGCAA
This is a messenger RNA of Hevea brasiliensis (rubber tree), 2103 nucleotides long. Its product is annotated as protein disulfide isomerase-like 1-4. The record is from RefSeq and is a predicted model, not a curated record. NCBI's taxonomy places the organism in Eukaryota, Viridiplantae, Streptophyta, Magnoliopsida, Malpighiales, Euphorbiaceae. Gene Ontology annotation, molecular function: protein disulfide isomerase activity. Bases 54 to 1793 code for a protein of 579 amino acids. The transcript is spliced from 12 exons. Gene Ontology annotation, cellular component: endoplasmic reticulum. Gene Ontology annotation, biological process: response to endoplasmic reticulum stress; protein folding.